GUCAGAAGUAUCGUUUCUUCCAAAAGUAACGAUAGAGAAAAAAAAAAUACAAAAUUUAGAAAAUAUAUUACCUUAUCAAUGGAUCUUAUUCUUAAAUAAAAUGAUUGACCGUUUAUUUGAUCAGAGAAUUUCGGUCGAGAUAUCGAUUCGUAUCAAAAUUACUGGUACUUUGUUAAAAGAAAAUUUCAUUCGAACGGAUAUUUAAAGAACUGAAAAUUUUUGCAACUAUUAAUUUGAUUAUACCUAUUAUUUUAAAAGGUGCUGCCACCUGUGCUUACGCGCGAUAUUUUCAACAAUCGUUCAACUGAAAUUUUACAUUAGUCGAGAGCCAACGUUCCAUGAAACAUUUCUAACCUUUAUUUUGGUAUCCUUCCAUUGAAUCCUUCAUGCAAGUAUAAACUUGCUGUUUUGGCGUAUAACUGUAGAUAAAAGAUGACUAUGUGGGAGAGGCUACGAAAUCCUUGUGGUUGGAGAGCUGGUGCUAAGCAAAUUUCAGUCGACGCAAUGAUACCGAUAUUUGCGGUUCCAACAUUGGCACUUAUAGCCGCGCAAACAGUGUUAUGUACUGUAAUCAUAUUUGUUGCAACACCAAUAUUGGUCUACUACUUGCAUCACAACUUUCUGAGAUUUCUACUACGUACCAAAUUUUUUUUAAUGUGGACGAUUACGAGUGUAGUCAUGUUGAUGCUAAUCUUUGAAGUGAAUGUUGUACCACUACUAGAAAUUUUAUUAGAAGAGAAUAUAGUGUUCAUAAUGUGUGUCGUGGGUGGUAUAUGGUGCGGCUAUAUGACUAGAUCAAAUGCAGAUUCUGUAACUCAAGAAGGUACUUUAACUCAAGGUUUAGAGCUUGGCGAAGGAAGUGGAGAACUUUGCAUUACAUGUAGAAGAAGAGCACCGCCUAAAGCUCAUCAUUGUCGAAUGUGUCAGACAUGCAUUCUUAAUAGAGAAUAUCAUUGUAAAUGGUUGGACUGUUGUAUAGGUUCUAGCAAUUUAAGAUGGUAUUUGGGAUGUUUAUUCUUCUCAGCCAUAGCUUUUAUUUAUGGUUCCAAUCUAACCAUAACUAGUGUAUGUCAUCCGUUUAUACUCAUUGGUACUGUUCUUUUACCAGAUGAUUGCAGCGAUGUGUAUCAUCAAUUGGACAUUGCCCUUUGCUUCAUCUCGGCACUCUACAGUUUGCUUGUUGGGCUAGUGAUAGUUUGUUAUUUAAUAUAUCAUCUUUGGUUAAUUUACCUUGGUACAACAUCGAAUGAACGACGUCUUCUAGAAGCUGGAAGUCCAUGUGACCAUGGGAUGUUAAAAAAUGUAUCUAGAUUAUUUUGUUGCAAAACUUAGAUAGUAAAUAUAGACUAAAUUAUUAAAUUUACUUUGUAUGGGAGAUGAUACUUUACAAAGAAUACUAGAAAAUUUGAAACAAUUAAGGCCAAAACAACAGCGGUAUGUGAAAGCAGAACAUACAUUUUAAUAUUUAUUUCACAAUGCACUUUAAUAUACUUUAAUGUUCAUUUUUAUCCUGUUUUUAUAAUAAUAAAGUACUUAAUAAUCUGAAGCUAUUGCUCAUAGUAUUGAACUUAAUAAAGACAAAUCACGACGU
Molecule: messenger RNA, 1591 nt
Organism: Frieseomelitta varia
Lineage: Eukaryota; Metazoa; Arthropoda; Insecta; Hymenoptera; Apidae
Gene: GABPI
Product: palmitoyltransferase ZDHHC23-B
Exons: 3
Coding region: 433-1332 (299 amino acids)
Biological process (GO): peptidyl-L-cysteine S-palmitoylation; protein targeting to membrane
Cellular component (GO): Golgi apparatus; endoplasmic reticulum
Molecular function (GO): protein-cysteine S-palmitoyltransferase activity
Source: RefSeq, a predicted model, not a curated record